Molecule: messenger RNA, 3031 nt
Organism: Salpingoeca rosetta
Lineage: Eukaryota; Choanoflagellata; Craspedida; Salpingoecidae
Product: trifunctional protein with glutamine amidotransferase
Exons: 4
Coding region: 37-2757 (906 amino acids)
Biological process (GO): L-tryptophan biosynthetic process
Molecular function (GO): phosphoribosylanthranilate isomerase activity; indole-3-glycerol-phosphate synthase activity
Source: RefSeq, a predicted model, not a curated record
CAGCAACGACUGCGAACAACAACAAAGACGAGCAACAUGAGCCGGAAUGACGACGACGAGGCCCGCACUGGAGGGCGUGCUGCUCUCGGUGAUGGUGAUGGCGGUGGUCCUAGCCCUUGGGUGGUGGCACUGCACGUGCAGGUGGCAGCAGCGGGUGCAGGGGACAGUGCUGUGAGCUGGGGUGCAGACGCGUUGUUUGCUGCGGUGUUUGCGGCCUGCGCCCCUCGUGGGGGCGUCAAGGUGACGACUUGCGCCACGUCGCAGUGUCCACUGGCCAUGCAGCUGCUCAGACAGCUGGGCAUGGAGCUGAACCUCUCUGCACAGCAGUGCCGCGAUGCCCUCCACCUGCACAACUUUGCGUUGGAGAGCGAUGCACGCGGCCCUGACGCUGCCACAGGCGAUCAGCCAGCACAGAAGCGCAGCAAAACCGGUGAUCAGGAGCAGCACAGUGGCACCACCAACAACAACAACAACUGCAGUAGCGACAACAGCAACAGCAGUAGCAGUGGCGGGAUGCAAGGCCUCAGUGCACAAGGAAACACGCCGCGCCAUCGGUUCUUCGCGCUGGCCACGCCAGAUCAGCUCGCAUCUACAGUGCGCUCGCUUGACAAGGAGGCAGCUGAAGGUGGGGCUGUCCAACGCGCGCUUCUCGGCAUCCCAUCACCCGCAACACCAGCAACAUCCGCGCAGGAACAGCAGCACGUGCACUUGUUCGAGUGGAGCAGCAAAGGGGCGACGGACCCCAAGGGCACCCAUACAGCCCUGCACACAGAGACAGCGCCAUCGGCAGCAGUGCCAGCCGGCAUCGACGUUCCGCCGGGCCUGGCGUUUGUUGGCUCACUGCCACUUGGCCAUGCCCCCAGCACAGGGGUUGAUGCACGUGUUGCCGUCUCUAACCUAAGGCACGUGCUGACGGCUCGCAACACAAAGGCGGCCACCGCUUGGAACACCAUUGCGCGCGCGUUGGAGGCACUGGCGUGCGGCGCCCCGAUUCGGCUGCACCUGGCGGCACCAACAGCUGCCGUGCUGGGCCACGUGGAGACACAACUUGACAAGCUCGUUGCCUACACGCGCCGCUUCUCUGUCACUGGCAAGACGACCGCGUCCACCGGCGGCAAGAAGCAAGACAUCCUGGCGGUGAUCAGCCAGCAGCGCCUCAGGGAUGUUGCCACGAGCAAAGAAGAGGUGUCCUUGGAAGAGAUGAAACGCCGCGCAGCGUCGCAGCCGCCUCCCAUCGACUUUGCUGCCCGCUUGCGCGCGUGUCAGCCCAUGGCGGUGAUGGCGGAGGUGAAGCGGGCAUCCCCAAGUCGCGGGGACAUUGCGCCAGAUAUGAAGGCCGACGAGCAAGCGCGCCGGUAUGCACGUGGUGGGGCUGCUGCCAUAUCCGUGCUGACGGAGCCCACGUGGUUCAAAGGCACGCUGGACGAUCUGCGCGCUGCACGUAAUGUGUUUCAUGACGACGGCGACAGACCCGCUUUCCUUCGCAAGGACUUUCUCCUCGACGAAUACCAGGUGUACGAGGCACGCGCAUACGGGGCAGACACGUGCCUCCUGAUUGUGGCAAUCCUGUCAGACGCACAGCUGUCAUCACUCAUGGCCACGUGCCGCAGUCUUGGCAUGGAGCCCCUGGUUGAGGUGGCCACCCCAGGCGAGAUGGCCCGCGCUGUCGCUGCAGGCGCUGCUGUCAUUGGCAUCAACAACCGCAACCUGAAAGAUUUUUCCGUCGACACCAACACCACCGCCACCGUGAUUUCGAGCGUGCAGGGUGGCCUGCGUGCAUCCACGAUUGUGUGUGCCCUCAGUGGCAUUAACACGCGCCUGGAUGUCCAGCGGUACCGGGCAGCAGGAUGCAAGGCGGUGCUGGUCGGUGAAUCGCUCAUGCGCGCGCCCGAUCCUGCCGUGAAGAUUGCGCAAUUGCGCGGGUUGGAGCCUGCACUUGCACCCCCACCCACACCUGCUUCCACGACGGCUGUGCCCUCGACCACGCCCCUUGGUGUCCUCGUGAAGAUCUGCGGCGUCAAGACGCCUGCAAUGGCGAUGCACGCGAUCACGUGCGGUGCGGACAUGGUUGGCCUCGUGUUUGCAGAGGGGUCCACACGGAAGGUGACGGUGGAGCAAGCGAGCGCUAUUGCUGCUGCCGUUCGCAAGUUGGCGGAUCUUCCACCAGCACUCACACCCGGCAUCCGCAGCCGUGUCCGCGCUGCUGACGAAGACGUGUUUGCCAACUAUGCGCGUGCGGCCUCGCGAUUGCGUAUGCUGGCGGCGUACCGGCCGCUUGUUGUUGGUGUAUUCGCCAACCAAGAUGCAGCCGCUGUUGCCGACAUUGCACGCGCUGUACCACUUGACGUCAUCCAGCUGUCUGGCACCGAAGGGAUUGACGCUGCGCGGGCGUUUGAUUCCACCUCCAUUGUCAUCAAGGCCACGCACAUCGCCCCAACCACCACUGCUGCUGACGUGGCACAGCAUGUACGCGCGGUUGAGCCUGGCGUGCAGCCUGACGCAAUCCUCCUCGACACCAAGAGCAAAGGCGCCCUUGGCGGCACGGGCAUUGCGUUUGACCACGCGCUCGCCGCGUCGUUGGUGCGGGAGCACGGGCUGCCGCUGAUGCUGGCUGGCGGGCUGACUGUGGACAACAUUGGGGAGAAGGUGGCGGCGGUGCGCCCGUUUGCAGUGGAUGUUUCGUCCGGUGUUGAAACGGAUGGACGCAAGGACAGGGACAAGAUUGAGACGUUUAUUCGCGCUGCUAAACUGGCCUAGUGUGCGUUGUAUUCGUGUGUUGUGUGUGUGUGUGUGUGUUCGUGUGUUGUGUGUGCGUGUGUGUUUGUGUGUUCGUGUGCGUGUGUGUUGUGUUCGUGUAACAGAGGCAGAGAGACAGUGCACAUGUGUGCAUGUGUGUGUGUGCAUGUGUGUUCUUGGCCUAGGCUAAACCCAUCGGUAAGAGCAGCAACUAGUCGAACAAGGGAUUAAAAGUCGAAUACCGUCAAAUAAAAUACGACAUUGAAUCAGGUGUCAGAAUGAACCUCUGGGCACG